UUGUGACCAUAAACGGCCCCUUCCACUGUGACUUCGAGAGAGGAGAAGACUGCGGUUUCAUUCAGAGCACUAAAGAUGACUUUGAUUGGACCAGGCAUACAGGGAACACCGCUUCAGCCAGAACCGGACCCAAUGGCGAUCACACUGACGGAAAAGGUUAUUACAUGUACACGGAGGUGUCUGGUAGUUUGAAGGCUGGAAACAGGGCAUCCAUGGCCACCCCUCCAAUCAACCUCAGUGGCAAAGUGUGCAUUAGCUUUUGGUACCACAUGUACGGUAACUCUGUGGGAGAUCUCAAUGUCUACACCAGCCGAAAUAACAGCAGCAAGACGCGUGUCUUUGCCUUUUCAAAGAACCAAGGGAACGUUUGGAAGUAUGCUCAAACUGCUUAUCAAUUCACCGCCCCAACUCAGGUAAUAUUUGAGGGAGUCCGAGGUGCUAAUUACGACGGAGAUAUCGCAAUUGAUGACAUACACGUGGUCCCUGGAGACUGCCCUGCUCCUCCCUCUACGUCUGCCCCAGCAACGACCAGACCAACUACCAGACCCACCUCGGCUACAGUAAAACCUGCAGUGGUAAGUGGUAAAUUUGUCUGCAAUUUCGACAAGGACAAUUGUGGAUUCAUUCAGAAAAAAUCGGAUAACUUUGACUGGACAAGAUUGAGGGGGAACACGACGUCCGCCAAGACUGGACCUACGGGUGACCACACUACUGGUACUUCUACAGGAUACUACAUGUUCAUUGAGACGUCUAGUCCAAGGAAAGUGAACGACACCGCUAUCAUGAUGAGCCCAGUACUAAAUAUACAAGGACGAGUCUGUAUCAAAUACUGGCUCCACAUGUAUGGAUCCAGUGUAGGAAGGCUGACGGUUUCUACGUUGGAUAGCAAUAAUCAACAGAGACGUAUGUAUUCAUCGUCUGGAAAUCGGGGCAAUAGAUGGAUUAUGGUUUAUCACAAUUGGGGCUUUGCUCUCCCGACACAGAUUGUAUUUGAAGGCGUUCGUGGUCUUUCUCACACUGGUGAUAUUGCAAUAGAUGAUGUCAGUGUAAUACCAGGGAUAUGCCAGACGGCUGCUACGACUACACGACCGCCCGUCACGACCCAAAAACCAGUCAGUACCGUACGGCCCACCAUUCUUACGGCACCUUUCACGUGUAACUUUGACAGAAAUGUCUGCGGCUUCACACAGAGUUCCUCUGACCAGUUUGACUGGACAAGACACCGAGGAAACACUUCAUCCCAAAAUACAGGACCUUCUAAAGACCACACCACCGGAUCUGGGUAUUACAUGUACAUUGAAGCUUCCUCUCCACGACGCCCCAAUAACACAGCGAUCAUUCACUCGCCAACAAUUAAUAUCAAAGGCAAAUCCUGUAUUAGCUACUGGUUCCACAUGUACGGGGGAACCAUGGGGAGAUUGACAGUCUCAGUGUUGAUAGGUAGCAAGCGAAAUGUUCUCUUUACAACAACUGGGAACAAGGGAAAUACGUGGAUCCAAAAAAGACACACGUGGGCUUUUGAUGUGCCGGCUAAGAUCGAGUUUCAAGCUAUCCGUGGUCUUAACUAUGCUUCUGACAUCGCAAUUGAUGACGUCAGCGUCACCAGUGGACCCUGCCCGGUAGUAGCGGUGACAACUGCCGCUCCUGUGACAACCAGAAAGACAGUGAGACCUCCCCAAACAACGAAAGCUCCCGUUAGCCCAGUGGUACUAAGCGGCGCUUUCAACUGUAAUUUCGACAAAGACACCUGUGGCUUCACCCAGGAUAAGAGUGAUACCUUCGACUGGACAAGAAAAUACAGGACCACCAGUUCUGCAAACACUGGCCCAAUGACUGACCAUACGACUAAAGCAAACGGUCACUACAUGUACAUUGAAACAUCCAACCCACGACAACCCAAUGAUGCUGCCAGACUGAUCAGCCCUGUUUUGACCAUGCAAGGCCAAGUGUGCAUCAAUUACUGGUAUCACAUGUAUGGUUCCACGGUCGGUGCCUUUAAUGUUUUCGUCCUGUCAGGCGGCAAAAAGACCGCUCUUCUCAACCUGAGAGGAAAUAUGGGUAAUCAGUGGCGACAGGGACAGAGUAACUGGGUCUUUACUGCUCCAACACAGUUGGUGUUUGAAGCCAUCCGUGGCAGCAGUUACACUGGUGACAUUGCCAUUGAUGACAUCUCUGUGAACCCUGGGCCUUGUCCUUCCAUUGCACCAACAACUACGAUGAAACCAAGGGCAAUAGUUCUUAACUGCGAUUUCUCUAAGGACCUCUGUGGAUUUGUACAAAGUACGACAGACAACUUGGACUGGUUGAGACGCUCCGGAUCAACGCCCUCUUCCAAUACUGGCCCUACUGCAGACCAUACAACGGGAUCAGCUUCAGGUAAUUAUUUGUUCAUUGAGACGUCGGGAAAAGCAAUUAACGACAGCGCUUUGAUCACGUCACCCAACCUGAACGUCACCGGAACCAUCUGUGUCAGUUUCUGGUACCACAUGUACGGGGCUGAUAUGGGCUCCCUUAAGGUAUACCGCGACAGGGGUGGCGUGCGUUCUCCAAUCAUGGUACUCAGUGGGAACAAGGGAAAUAAGUGGCUUCAGGCAGCAGUCACUUUGACCAAUGUGCAACCUACCUACAAAGUUGCCUUCCAAGCAAUAAGAGGGAGGAACUACAGGAGCGACGUGGCCAUUGAUGACAUAUCAAUUACUAAGGGCACUUGCAGCGGAGGCGGAGCGCUAAUUGGCUAAAAACAGAACGAAACUUAUCAAUAAUAGUGCAUGAUUUCUUAUGGCGCUUUAAAUUUGGGUUAAAAUGAAUAUAAGUUAUCAAAUUUAUUAUAACGUAUGAAAAUAAAGACCUUAA
Molecule: messenger RNA, 2853 nt
Organism: Lingula anatina
Lineage: Eukaryota; Metazoa; Brachiopoda; Lingulata; Lingulida; Lingulidae
Product: MAM and LDL-receptor class A domain-containing protein 1-like
Biological process (GO): proteolysis
Cellular component (GO): membrane
Molecular function (GO): metalloendopeptidase activity; zinc ion binding
Source: RefSeq, a predicted model, not a curated record